UUCAAUUUUCGACACCCCAUAAAUUUUUCAGGGAACAAAAUACUGUCAAAAUAUCGAAGUUCAGACAGAGAUUAUCGUCGGUUGUUUUUUUCCAGUAUGGACGUCCGCCCUUAAAAUUUAGGUAAACGCACGAAUUAUAUUCACGGAUAUUCGGGGUUAAUUUUUUUUUCAACAAUUAAUGAAUAAUUCAAUAAAAAUUUCCUCAAGUCAUUUAAAAACCAGUCAAUCAAUGCUGAGUGUGAUUCGAUACCGGUUUUUUAUACCACCUCCCGGAUCGAGCAGUGUGUGAAAUUUGUAUUUAUUUAUUCAUCUGAAAUCAUUUUUUAUUUUUUUUUUUUCCCCUCUUCCGAUUCAUUGUCAAAAAUUUGUCUUCAAUCGCGACAUCUCGCGAACUUUGAAACAAUCGGUUUGAAGUGGAAGACUUCAAAAAAUUAUAAAUAUUUAAUACAUUUGAAUAAUUUAUUGUACCAAUCGGAAUUUUUAUGGUGUAUAUUAAUUAAAAUAAUUAUGGAGUCGGUAAAGGACGCCUUGGAAUUUUUAAACCCCCAUUGGAUAGCUGUCGUUGCAACCGGCAUGUAUACCCAUAUAAGACAAAUAUGCAUUAUCGGACUUUGUACGGACGAAGAAAAUGCCCCGUUCGAUCCAUCCUAUGCUUCGAUUCUCUUCAUAUUUUCCGUACUCUGCCUUGUAGCGGAAUACAAACUUUGGCCCAGAUCGUUAAAGGAACCACCUUGCCAGUUAAUGUUCGUUUACGAAAUGUUAGUUUCUGCGCUGAUAACAAAUCUGGCAACUCGAGCAAUUUGGAUUCCACUCAUUCACGUUAUUUGCUGUUUAACACAGGAAUCAAGUAAAUGGCUGCUCUGGAUGAACUCUUACGUGGGUCUAGGCCGAUAUUCAUUCGUCGCAAAUUGGGCAUACUAUAUGGCGAAGGAUUCCGCAGUUGUUCACAUGACACUUUGCAUGGCCGUUCUUUCAUUUGUGUGGAUGUUGGACGCCACAGAAUCAUUAGACGGGAUUCUAGAGGCCUGGGCCAAGUAGUGAAGUUACUUAAAACUAAGCUGCACGAUUAUGCUUAUGACGCUAUCCUCCGUGCAGUCGCAAAAAAAUUAAAUAAAAAAAUAAACUGCAGAUUGUCAUCUCUCUAUAUUAAAAAAAUUGAUUCGUCAUUUACAUAUCGUCACCGUACAGUUCAUCCUCCGCAUCUCGAGGACCUUCUUCUCCAUCGGCUGUAACAAAAUGUAAGAAAAUUUCAUUCGAUAAUCCAAUUGUCAAGGAAACUCACUAUUACGCUGUAAAAAAUUGGAAAUCUACAGGAGAAUAAUCUUGGACCAAUCAAUAAUUAAAAUAUAUAAUCAAAUCUACUGUUAACGUAUUUAGAACAAAAAAAAAAGUGAAAGAAACCUGUUUUUUCCUUUUCCAUGUGUUUUGUAAAAUUAUCUGUGGAGUAAUUUGUAUUG
This is a messenger RNA of Athalia rosae (coleseed sawfly), 1457 nucleotides long. RefSeq lists its product as uncharacterized. Lineage: Eukaryota; Metazoa; Arthropoda; Insecta; Hymenoptera; Athaliidae. The record is from RefSeq and is a predicted model, not a curated record. The coding region runs from base 508 to 1038 and encodes 176 amino acids. The transcript is spliced from 3 exons.